AAUGAAUCAACUAUUGACCCAACAAGAGGUAGCUCAGACCCCCACAGGAUCCCUUGUUUUACUUCGUUUCGUAAAACAAAUUAAUAAUCUCUUGGCGUCAUAUCCCUCUUUUGGUAGCUGGGAAGAGUUGAACACUUUUAAUCGCUUAGGAGAGGCUUUGGAUGUUGUUAAAGUUCGAGAUGUAAGCGGAGUACUUACCUGA
This is a messenger RNA of Funneliformis caledonium, 202 nucleotides long. The record is from the annotation of a GenBank genome assembly. NCBI's taxonomy places the organism in Eukaryota, Fungi, Glomeromycota, Glomeromycetes, Glomerales, Glomeraceae.